GAUAGAGUCAACAUGAGGCAUAGAAAUGGUCCAAAAGGCAUACAGCAACAAGUGGAAAUGUUUUUCUUUGGAUGUAUACAAGAAAUUAAAAUCAAUUGUAACUGUAUAUCAUAUUUAUCAGGUCUUUCUUUAUCAGUAUAAAUAAAUCAGUAGUUGAUGUAUAAAUAAUGGUGGUGCAUACAUACAAACUAGCUGUAGAAAACGAGUUCCUUUGGAAGAGUAAAGGAAAAUAGAAAUCAUGCAAAAAGUCCCCAUGAAAGUGAGAUCUAACAAGAUACAAAUAAUAAAGAUAAAAUGCAUAAACAUGUAUCAGUAGUAUUAUAAAAAGACCAUAGAAAGCAGCUUUUGUUAUAGCCUCUUUUUUUUUCUUUUCUAAUUAUUAUGUCAACUACUUCAGAAAUCUAUGUAGCUGCAAAUGCUUUGCUUAUUCCAAACCAUCUUGAAUUCAUGCAAUCAGGUUCAGCUGUUAAGGAUGAGAUAGUAACUUUCCAGGCUCAUACUUUUGUACCUAAGACUGUGUUGCUUCUUUAUAUCAAAAAGUCAUUAGUAGACACAAGCAUUGGCAAACAUGGCUUCAAUGUUGCUGAGAAUCAAGGGUUCAAUGUCAAAAUAUCUGGAUACUUGCAAGCUCAACCUUGUACUUUUAAGGAAACAUCUACACAAGUAGUUCUUUCUUUACAUGUCAGCGAGCUUAAAAUACUUGAUGUUGGUGUUGAUAUUCCUAGCGAUAUUCAGCAACUUAAGAAGACUGUCGAGGCUAUCAUGAAUGCUAUCCGACAAGUAACUCAACCAUCAUCAAAUGGAAAACAAGUGACUGAAAAAGCGACCACGGAACAAGCACUCAGCAAAAGUAUCGCAAGACAAGUGCCUACAGAGAUGCUCAACAAAAAAGUGUCUACAAGAGUAUUUACAGAAGAAGUGUUUGUGAGAGAGCUCAAGAAAGAGAUAUCUCGAGAAGAAACAUCCAUGAUACAAAAUGCCGAGAAUGAUAAAAAUGUACCUACUAAAACCAUGCCUACUAAAGACAAUACCAGCACUGACUACGUUCGCUUUGAUGAACCAUCUAUUAAUCCAAAAGAAGCAGAUAAAGAGGCACUUUCCGAGACUACAGUCAACAAGGACAACACAAGUCAACAAGUGCCUAUAAGUGCUGGUACUUCAUCCACCAUGGCGCAUUUACCCAAGCCAUCUCAAAAACGAAAAACAAAAGACAAUCAUCAAGGCCUUCAUAAAACGAAACAAAUCGAAACAAGUCGUCGAAGUCCAAGAGCAUCGAAAAGACCUACAAACUUCAAAUAUCCAAAGUGAGCGAAUAAAAUUAAUUGGUUAUUUUCCUAAGCGUAUCAGGCCACAUAAUUUCUAUUCCUGGUGACAUCAUCAUCUCUUAG
Molecule: messenger RNA, 1388 nt
Organism: Gilbertella persicaria
Lineage: Eukaryota; Fungi; Mucoromycota; Mucoromycetes; Mucorales; Choanephoraceae
Exons: 2
Coding region: 382-1308 (308 amino acids)
Source: RefSeq, a predicted model, not a curated record